CAUGAAUUGGUUUUGUACGUUGAUUAUACCAUUCAAGAUUGCUGUAAUAUUCUCUUCUUUCGCUUGUUUUAAUUGCCGAACUCGAUGGCUUUCUGUUGAUUCUAAAACGAAACUGCUAUUCGAUUGGUACGAUAUCAAUAAAACUGAAGCUAUCGUUAGUGAUACUACCAUCAGUGAUAGGGCUAAUUAUCCGUUUCAAAAGAAAAUACUUGGACCAUCAGCUUCUUAUCAAGAAGAUGGUUCUAUAUAUUUCAAUAAUAUGGAUUAUCUUCAGGUUCAAUCCUCCAAUGAGCUAGAACCCCAUGAUGAUUUCACAGUUGAAAUAGUUGUACAAUAUGAUUUUCAAGGUAUACCAUCGAAUCAACCGUGUUGGUGUUUUCACAAAGGAGAUUCCUUGGGGGUGAAACUUACAAAAUUGGGUAAUGGAGAAUUUUUCGUAAACAGAUUUGCUUCUGAUUAUUAUUGUGAAAUUAUUAAGGUUGAUAAACAUGUACUAUCCUGCAGAACAUGCGAUACUGGCUAUGAAUUGAGUGUCAAUCAGUCGAAAUGCCUUAAAUGUCCCGAUAAUUGUUUCAACUGUCGCGAGAAAACUGUAUGGAAUACAGAGUAUGAAGCUACCGAGUGCUUGGAUUGUAAACCCGGCCACUUUUUGGAUAAGAACAUUUGCAAUUCCUGUCCGAGCGGAUGCUUGAAUUGUACUAAUACACCAGCCUGCUUGGAAUGCAAUACUGCAUAUACGUUAAGAAAAGAUACACAAGACUGUUUACCUUGCCCCUUAAAUUGUAAUUUUUGCGAAUGGAAUUCGUUCACAAAACGUACGGAAUGCAAAGAAUGCAAAGAUGCCUACGCAAUUAAUAAUGAUGGAGGGUGCACUUCUUGUGGAAAAUACUGUAUCUCGUGCAUUCAUUCUAAAUAUACGGGGAUAUCGUGUAGUGCCUGCUCAAGUUUAGCCUUUAAAUCGGAAGACAAUGGAAGAGUCGUUUGUCAACUUUGUUCACAGUUUCUUCUUGGAUGUAAACAUUGUUUGAACAAAGACAGAUGCUCAGUUUGCGAAUCGUCAGCCUAUUCUCUUUCCAACACUGGGAGAUGUUUACUAUGUAGCCAAGCCGUUCAUUUUGCAUGCAUUGAAUGUGAUAUUACUAGUGGACACGGUACUUGUAAAAAAUGUCAAACUGAAUUUUACGUAAAAGAAGAUAUAUGCGCCCCGUGUCCACCUAAUUGCGAUUUGUGCGACGAAAUAAAUGGCCGAGUAGAAUGUGUAAAAUGUAAAGCCAAUUAUGGAUCGUCAAACACUAAAAUUUGCGAUCAUUGUCCGAAUAAUUGCUUAAAAUGCGCAGUUUCUGAACAUAAACUGAAGUGUUUGGAGGGACAAUGUAUAGAAGGAUAUACUUUAAAUGAAGCAAAACAAUGUUCGAAAUGCCCUGAUAAUUGUAAACAAUGUACAUAUAAUAAUGUUAGAGGAAAAACUGAGUGCUUAGGAACUAAUUCGAACCAUUUCUGUUUGGAAAAUGCUAAUGGAAAGUCCUGGACUAAACGUGUUGACGGAGAGUGUAUUCCUUGUCCUCAGAAUUGUGAUAAAUGCUACUUUCCCACUGCAAAUUCAGAUUUUCCCGUUUGUUAUCCUUCAAAAUGUCAACGUACUUUUGGAUUUGAUGAUCUCACUGGAUUUUGCUUUCCUUGUCAGAGUGGAUGCGAUUUGUGUAAAAAGACUGGCGUAAGUAGCACAUGCUUGAAAUGUAGUAAAGGAUACGCUCCAGAAUAUAAAAGUGGUACAUCCGAUAUAACUCUUUGUCGUUCUUGUUCAUCUAUAUCUAAUUGUGAUUAUUGUGAAGUAAUUUUGGGAGAAGUAAAAUGUUUAAGAUCGCCUUGUUCUGUUAAAGAAAACUCAUUAAAUAAGAAGUUCUCAUUUACAACUCAAGCUUGUUCGCUGUCAUGUCCAUCUGAUAGUUCGUGCAAUUCCAAGAGUAUCGUAGACGAAGGGGGAAUUUGUUAUUGUAGAUCAUGUCCAAAGGGGUCACAAGUUAUUUUAGAUGGACCUAAUUCUGGGGUUUGUAAAUCGUGUGGAAGCGAUUGCAUCGAAUGUGUCCUUAAUAGUGAGAGAACAGAUGUUGAGUGCGUUACUUGUUCAACCGCAAAACAAUGGCUUACAGUCAAUAUUGCAGGAGUUGAGGUUAAGGGCUGUUACGAUUGUUCGGAUGCAAGACCGUCAUGUGCAAUCCUGGAGUAUGAUGGUACGUCAUGCAAAUGUAAACUAGGUGGCUGUAUUGGUGACGAAUCAACAAACUAUCGAACUGUUUUUCAGAAUUCUCUGGGAAACAGAAAUUGCAAAACAUGCCAAACGCUUGAUCCCAACGCACUAUGGUGUACGGGAACGUAUGAAUCCUUUUCCAUAGCAGGGUGCAAAGGAGGAUACGACCUUCUAACAACCAAAUGUCUACGUAUUUCACCUGGGUGCUCUCGGUGGGAUCCAAAUCAUUCCGGGAUCGACAAAAAUUAUAUGAAAUGUCUUCGUUGCAUUAAUGGCUAUUAUCUAUACAAUGAAAAGUGUUUUAAGUGCUCGGACACUGUUCCACAUUGUCUAUCAUGCAUAUAUCACAACACAUAUAAAGUUAUAUGCACUAAAUGCUCAAUUGGAAAGGGUUAUAAUUGUGGACAUAGUACUUGUACUUCAAGCAACUGUGCAGAACCGUGGGUAUUACAUUCUAAUCCUGACCUUUGUGGCUGUCUAUCUUGCCUUACGAACACUUAUGACGGAACAAAUUUUGCUAACUUUUACUAUUCUUGUGCAGCAGUUUCAUAUUCUCUACCAGACUGCUCUGCAACUAUUUAUAUUUCACCAACACCGUCGACUCUUUGUAGAGACUGUUCCCCGAGUUACAUUCUUUCUGAUAGUAGAUCUACAUGCGUAUCCUCUGUUGGCUGGAAUUGCGAACAGGAGUACCUAUAUGGAAAUCCUCUGCAAUGCCAAGUGCCGGCUAUUAAUCAUUUCAAGGUUUCAGAUUCAACAACACCGCUGCCAGUUCAAACGAUAAUCAACGGAUGUGUUUAUUAUAAAUAUCUACAAACUGACUCACCAUCUCAACCAUCUAAUGGACGAUGUGCUCAAUGUGAAGAUAACAAAAUAAUUGAAUUUACAUCAUCUCUCUAUUAUACGUGUCAAACUUGUUCACUGCAAUCUUCUAUGACGAAUUGUCUCUUAGCAAUAUCCCUUAAUAGUAAAUGUUUAUGUUCGACGUGCCAAACUAAUAUACCAGGGAGUAAUUAUCUGAUGAAACCAGACAUGUCUGGCUGUUUGAAAUGUUUCAUUUCAUUUUGCGCCAAAUAUUCUUUACAACUUGUAUCUGGUCAAUAUUAUUGUCGAUGUACUUUAUGCCUCGAUGAGGCUGUACUGAAUGAUGAUGGAACAAAGUGCGUCGAUUGUUCUUCGACUACUUGUGUUGGUGGAUCUAAAUAUGUAUCAGAUGACAUGUGCAAAUGUAGAUGUAAAUCUGAUGAAAUUCUAUCAAAGGAUGAAAUUACUUGUAUUUCUUGUUCAGAAAUGUCAAUAUCACAAUGUAAGGUGGAUAAGCUUUAUUUGGAUAACAAUAUUUGUAAAUGCUCUGAAUGCUUGGAAGGAUAUACUUUGAGUUUUGAUUCCAAACAAUGCCUAAGUUGUACUACGUCGCCGGGGGCUGGAACAUCGCACUGUCGAAAGUGUCGACAUGAUAAAAAUUUGUUAACACAUACAUCUUUCUGCGUAGAAUGUAAUGAUAAUUAUGGACUUUAUCAUGGUAUUCAGAGUACAGGGACGUGUAUUCAAUGCGGUGUUGGAUGCAAGGCGUGCGAAGUUCAUUUAGGAUCCACAAAUAAACAGUGUAAAGAAUGCUUAGCUGGAUACGCCUUGAACAGUGAAAAGAUAUGUGUCCAGUGUCCUCAGACUCCUAUGGCAUGUAGUGACUGCUAUUUUGAUAGCUCAGAUGAAACAAAGAUCCUUUGUAAACAAUUCAGUUGUAUAGGGAAUUCGGCUUUGAGGGAUAAGGAUUUCAAGUGUGAAAUUUGUCCAAUUUCAAAUUGUUUACUUUGUACAAAAGAUAUUAGCAGCAAAUUUGUUUGCUUAAAAUGUUCUAAAUCGUAUUUUAUUGAUUCUUCUGGACAGUGUGAGAGUUGCGCUUCAGAUUGUGACUUUUGUACUGAAAAAGAUAAAUGUCUGCCGGACGGAUGUAAAGAUGGUUUCAUUAGGAAGAGAUUAGUCGGAACUUGUGUAAAAUGUACUGGAGAAGGAGUAUUGAGAUGUAGCUACGAAAGUACAUUAAGUGAUAAUCUCAUACCGCAAUUAUGUGAAUCUAGCUACUAUCUGAAUAAUGAGGUAACUCCGAAUGCCUGUGAAAAGUGUGCUUCUCAUUGUAAACUCUGUAACAAAAACGGUGCUGGUAAAUGCGAUAUAGAUAAAUGUGAAGAUGGAUAUUUCUAUAGUUCUUUCGAUAAAAAAUGUUACGAAAGGAAUGGAAAUUGUCUUGGAUAUCAAAGGCUUUUUGAUAUGACAAUCUGCUCUUCUUGUAAUUACACUACACAUGUUCUCGUUAGCGGAGUAUGCCGAAUUUGCCCUGUUGGCUGUAAUGGAUGUUCUUUUACUCACAAGUACUCUUGUUCUUCGUGUGUCUUUGGCUAUUAUUUAAACGAGGUAAAAUCAUGUUCCCCCUGUCCUGGUGGUUGUAAAGAAUGCGUUUUGGAAGAGGAAAGAGUAAGAUGUACAUCAUGUUUAAGUAGAUAUGGACUUAAAAACGGCCUAUGCGAGUCGUGCGGAGUGAGAGAAUGCCAAAGUUGCCAAGAGAUAGAGACAGGUGCUGAGCUUGAGUGUACUUCUUGUGCGAGUAAUCAUUUCUUAAGUACAAAUAUUUGCAGUAAAUGUCCAGAAAAUUGCGAAAUUUGUAUACUGGUUAACAAAAAUCUUGUAUGUAGUAAAUGCUAUAAAAACUUUGCCAGAGACACGGAUGGAACAUGUGUUCCUUGCUCAACAAAUUGCAAUUUCUGUACGGUCUUAACUGACAAAACAACUAGAUGCCAAAGUUGCAUUUCCAAUAAAUAUUCGUUACAAAGUAAUGGAAGAUGCAAAUUAUGUUCGGAUGUCACCUUUGAAAACUGCGAAACUUGUAGUGAUGCUGAUCAAGAUGAUAAGACAAAAUGCCGUUCCUGCCGAAGAGGGUAUACACUUAAAAAUGACGGAUCAUCGUGCAUUUACUGCAGUAUUGAUAAAUGUACAGACUGCAUUCAUGGAAAAUUAUGCGAAAAGUGCGAAGACAACACUUUCAAAGCGAAUUACGGAACUCGGUGUGCAAAAAAAUGCUAUUCUUGCGUUGGUAAUAGAGAUACGUGCGGAGGAGAGUUGUCUAAACAUUUCAAUUUCACAGCCAGCAUUAAAGUUGUCAAUUGCACGUUUGGAGAUUGCUGGGUAAUACGAAGAGAGAGAGAAAAUGAAAUCACCUAUAUAAGAAAGUGCGGUAGCGAACGAUGUUCGACAGAUUACAGUAAUGAAAAUUGCAGAACUGUAGAUGGACAGAAGGAAUGCAGUAAAUGUUGCUCAACUUCAAAUUGUAAUAAUUGGUUCUUGGACGGCACAGCCGGAAAAUCGAGAGACUUACCUAUGAUAACAUUAAUUACAUUUUCCAUUAUUUUACACUAUACAUGUGUUAUAGUUAUUAUUGUCAACUGA
Messenger RNA from Dimorphilus gyrociliatus, 5689 nucleotides. Lineage: Eukaryota; Metazoa; Annelida; Polychaeta; Dinophilidae. The record is from the annotation of a GenBank genome assembly.